Molecule: messenger RNA, 2718 nt
Organism: Vitis riparia (riverbank grape)
Lineage: Eukaryota; Viridiplantae; Streptophyta; Magnoliopsida; Vitales; Vitaceae
Product: ABC transporter E family member 2
Exons: 11
Coding region: 153-1970 (605 amino acids)
Biological process (GO): ribosomal subunit export from nucleus; translational initiation; translational termination
Molecular function (GO): ribosomal small subunit binding; ATP hydrolysis activity; iron ion binding
Source: RefSeq, a predicted model, not a curated record
AUAAUAAUAGGAAAAGAGGAAGAAACCCUAGAAAGCGUGCGCAGAACGGCACGCGCCAAACGCCUUUCUUUCUUCCUAGUUCCUGCUUUGUUUCCCUGAAUUUAAGAGGGAAGUGAAGGAGAAGCCGCAGAAGAAGAAGAGAGGGAAGAGCGAUGGCGGAUCGAUUGACCAGAAUUGCCAUAGUCAGUUCUGACCGCUGCAAGCCCAAGAAGUGCCGUCAGGAAUGCAAAAAAAGCUGUCCAGUUGUCAAAACUGGUAAACUGUGUAUUGAGGUAACCCCUGCAUCGAAGAUUGCCUUCAUAUCGGAGGAAUUGUGCAUUGGAUGUGGUAUCUGCGUCAAGAAAUGCCCAUUUGAAGCAAUUCAGAUCAUCAAUCUUCCAAAAGAUUUGGAUAAAGAUACCACUCAUCGUUAUGGGCCAAACACUUUUAAAUUGCACAGACUGCCAGUGCCCAGGCCAGGCCAAGUUCUGGGUUUGGUUGGAACUAAUGGCAUUGGAAAAUCUACUGCCCUCAAAGUUUUGGCUGGCAAAUUGAAGCCCAACUUGGGUCGAUUCAAUAACCCUCCUGAUUGGCAGGAAAUAUUGACAUAUUUCCGAGGAUCUGAGCUGCAGAAUUAUUUCACCCGAAUCCUUGAAGAUAAUCUCAAGGCAAUCAUCAAGCCUCAGUAUGUUGAUCAUAUUCCAAAAGCAGUCCAAGGAAAUGUUGGUCAAGUGCUUGACCAAAAGGAUGAGAGGGAUAUGAAGGAAGAACUUUGUUUUGAUCUUGAUCUUAAUCAGGUUAUUGACCGUAACGUGGGAGAUUUAUCGGGUGGAGAGCUCCAGAGGUUUGCUAUUGCUGUUGUUGCAAUACAGAAUGCAGAGAUAUAUAUGUUUGAUGAACCUUCAAGUUAUCUUGAUGUGAAACAGAGGCUUAAAGCUGCCCAAGUUGUUCGAUCUCUGCUCAGGCCUAAUAGCUAUGUAAUCGUCGUGGAACAUGAUCUUAGCGUCCUAGAUUAUUUGUCAGAUUUCAUUUGCUGCCUUUAUGGGAAGCCGGGUGCAUAUGGAGUUGUUACCCUUCCCUUCUCGGUUAGAGAAGGAAUCAAUAUAUUUUUAGCUGGAUUUGUUCCCACAGAGAAUCUACGAUUCCGGGAGGAAUCUCUCACUUUCAAGGUUGCUGAGACUCCACAGGAGAGUGCUGAGGAAAUUGAGACAUAUGCACGAUAUAAAUACCCAACCAUGACAAAAACUCAGGGCAAUUUCAAGCUUCGUGUGGUUGAGGGAGAAUUUACAGAUUCUCAGAUUAUUGUAAUGCUGGGUGAGAAUGGGACAGGGAAGACAACAUUUAUCCGGAUGCUGGCUGGUUUACUGAAACCUGAUUCUGUAGAAGACUCUGACGUGGAGAUACCUGAGUUUAAUGUUUCUUACAAGCCCCAGAAGAUCAGCCCAAAAUUUCAAUCUACAGUUAGACACUUGUUGCAUCAAAAGAUACGUGAUUCAUAUAUGCAUCCUCAGUUUGUCUCAGAUGUCAUGAAACCUCUUCUAAUUGAGCAAUUGAUGGAUCAAGAAGUUGUGAACCUCUCUGGUGGAGAGUUGCAACGAGUCGCACUAUGUCUAUGCCUUGGAAAGCCUGCAGAUAUUUAUUUGAUAGAUGAACCAAGUGCAUAUCUUGACUCAGAACAGCGUAUAGUUGCAUCAAAAGUCAUUAAGAGGUUUAUCCUCCACGCAAAGAAGACUGCAUUUGUGGUUGAGCAUGAUUUCAUAAUGGCAACUUAUCUUGCAGACAGAGUUAUAGUGUAUGAGGGGCAACCAUCAGUGGAUUGUACUGCCAAUACUCCUCAGUCAUUGUUGACUGGGAUGAAUCUUUUCUUAUCUCAUCUAGAUAUCACAUUUAGGCGGGAUCCAACAAAUUUCCGCCCAAGAAUCAACAAAUUGGAGUCAACCAAGGACAGGGAGCAAAAAUCUGCUGGAUCAUAUUAUUACCUGGAUGACUGACCUGAUUUUUGACAGUUGCUGAAUAUGCAAGCUUUGAAAGGCGUCUUUGUCAGAUAUCAGAGCUUGAGUGAAUCAUUUUGAUGGAUUGACAAAUGGAGAGUGGCCCUUUGCUUUUGGAGAAGUAUUGUUUUCGGGAUGGUUAAAUGAGUAGUCUUACAAGUAAUCUGUUAAUGCCACUUCAGGAUAGUUUCCCCUUCUCUUGUUUUGGUCGUGAUAUCAGUUGAGUGAAUUUGAGGAUGAAUUGUGCUUUUUCUUCUCCUUCACCACAUCUAGUGUGUUUCAAACUAGAGUGAGGAGAAGAACAAAAGAUAAUGAUGUCACAGAUUUGGAACCUUAGGGAAGAACCCAUCUCACACUUGGCCUUUCCUUUUGGGGCAAAGGAAAUCAACUAUAAAUUUGGGGAAUUUUCUGUGGAAAAUCUGUUGUGGUAUAAGUUUAUUUAUCAAAUGAAGGAACUACAAUGGACAAAUGUUUUUCCGAUUUUAGUCCCUCUGAAAUUGAAGGAAUGUUUUGAUGUGUGUUGAAGUCCAGGUGCCCGGUCAUAAAUCAAGGAUGUGAUGCUGUAUUCUCCCUUUUCUGUUGUUGUUUCUUGACAGAGGCUUCGUUCUUUUACAGCAAAUGUCCUUAUGAAUGUUACAGCAAGUGACUUAGAAAUAUGAAAAAACUGUAACCAAGAACCAUGAACACCAUAAACUCCUAUAGAAUUUGGGAUUUAAUUGAAUAUGAGGAAUUAUUUUACUUUUAGCUU